This is a messenger RNA of Megalops cyprinoides (Indo-Pacific tarpon), 738 nucleotides long. RefSeq names its product A-kinase anchoring protein 14 (gene akap14). Gene Ontology annotation, molecular function: protein kinase A regulatory subunit binding. Gene Ontology annotation, cellular component: cAMP-dependent protein kinase complex. Bases 17 to 493 code for a protein of 158 amino acids. The record is from RefSeq and is a predicted model, not a curated record. NCBI's taxonomy places the organism in Eukaryota, Metazoa, Chordata, Actinopteri, Elopiformes, Megalopidae. The transcript has 5 exons.
CACAAGAGGCCCUGACAUGGAGAAAGCAGUGUUUGACAAUGCUCAAGAUACGUGGCUCCAGAAGGAACAGGAAGAAAACGUCCCUGAUAAUCAUGAGAUUGCGAAUAUCGACUGGAUCCCGUGCAAGGAUUUCACAGUCAACCUUGGGAACAAACAAAUUGAAGAAUAUAUCAGUACAUGGGAACUGCACCCAAGUUGGCUGUAUAGUUUAAAGUUUCUUGAGGAGAAGGAACUGGAAUUUCACAAACAGUAUCACUACAAAUCACAAUGGAGCAUCCCAACUGCAAGGACUCCAAUCCCAAAGGCCACUGCAUGUGUCUACUUUAUCAUAGAAAUCUCCAAGGUCAAGCCACCGACACUGCCCAUAGAAGUGUACUUUCAAGUGGAAUCAUGCCGCCUGAGACACAGGCCAGGAAAAACAAGGUUCAGAGAAAAGUGGCUGAGAGAUGUGAUUGAAAGCAAGACUCUACUUCGAGACACUGUCGACUUCUAAUACAUGUGCAGCAUUAUACAAACAAAAAUUAUUCACAAUAUUUUUCUCCUUUGAAAGUUCUCCUUUUGUUUUCUUUACAAAUAACAUUUGAACAAAUAAUUGAAUAAUGAAAAUAAGUAGCGAUAGCACAGAUUCAGUUGUUCAACUGUUGUAGCUACAGCUGUUUUAUUGGUACUGAUUAACAGGAUUACAUUUUACUGUGCAGCUAUAUAUAAAGCUGCAAUUACUCAAGACAAUUGACAUGU